Molecule: messenger RNA, 1548 nt
Organism: Glarea lozoyensis ATCC 20868
Lineage: Eukaryota; Fungi; Ascomycota; Leotiomycetes; Helotiales; Helotiaceae
Exons: 2
Coding region: 1-1548 (515 amino acids)
Source: RefSeq, a predicted model, not a curated record
AUGACAACGACACAUCCGGCUGUGGUCAACAAUGGAAUUACGACAAGCUGGAUACCGUUCACGACUGCUGGCGUGUCGGUUUCCCCUGCGGCAUGCUCGUCGGAAAUCUAUCGUGUGCCUGGAAGUCAGGAUAUAAUGGCCUUUGAUCCUUUUUAUGCGAAGAAUAUCCAGAGCGGAUUGAAAUGUUUGCCAGCGGAGGUCACGCAGUCUUGGGCGCAGGGAACGACGGAGGGUGUCACGACGAGUUUGGGUGGAUUUGCAUGUCCUUCAUUAUAUACAAAAGCGGCUACGGCGAGCAUUGAUAAAAUCAGUACAAUCGUCGCCUGCUGUCCAUCAUUAUACAAUUAUCGAGCCGACAAUAAAUGCAUUUCAAUCGCUCCAGCGGGUGCAACAAUCGUUAUAAAAAGCUUAUCAGGAACUUUGGCAGGAAGACAAGCGCCUGACACGGCGUCUAACGAUGGAGGAAUUACAGUUACCGGAUUUUUAGUAUCAGGAUAUAGUUUCGCAGACGACGUUACGGCCACCCCAACAGGCUCCUCAUCAACCUCCUCCUCCCUCCCAACAGUUCAAAGCACAACCACACCCAUCGCCCUCCUACCAACCUCCACCGCCCCCCUCGCAACCUCCAGCACCUCCCCAUCCCCCUCCUCCACGCCCCUCACCCCCACCAAAUCCUCCGGCCUCAGCGUCGGCGCCAAAGUAGGCAUCACCAUCUCCGUCGUCUUCACCAUCAUCAUCCUCGCCGUCUCCAUCGCCUGCCUGCACAUCCGGCGCCGCCACAAACGAGAAGCACAAUCAAGAAUCGAAGCAGGCGUCCUCGAAAUCUCACGCGAACCACGGCAGAUAAAAAACAACCAGAAAACAUAUUACCCAGACAUGGACGGUUUGCAAGCCGUCGUCUCACCCGAAGCGCUCGCGCAAAGGGCGAGAGAGACGGAAGCAGCGAGGAAAACGAAUAGAGAGACGGUGAACGGACAUCCUGGGACGAAAGUCGUGUUUCUCGAGACAGGUCCGCAUGAGAUGGAAGUCACGAGCGUGAGGAAAUACGAGAUGGACGCCGGAGAUGUACGGCGCUCGCGGGAAACUCGUAGUCGCGAACCUGAAAUCCCAACGUCGCCGGUCUCGGAAAUCGGACCGGAGCGUACGGAGAGCAUAACCUCUGAUUUCCUGCUCGGGCAUGGGCGCGCGAAUAGUAUAUCCUCGCAACGACACGGCCGCACGAAUAGUAUCACGCCUGUGUCGAGGGAUACGAGUAUCGGGCGUAAUACGCCUGAUUUGAGGACGAGGGGUGUGAGUAUUAGUCGGAAUACUAGUUUGGGGGAUGUACGGAAUCCGGGGGAUGUGAGGAGUAAUAGUUUGGCGGGGAAUUUUGCGGAUAGGAAUAAUAGUGUUGGGGAUUUAAGAGGUAGAGGGACGCCGGAUUUAUUAGGGCGACAGACGCCUAGUUUAUUGGGGAGGGAGAGGGAUGUGAGGUUGGAUGUUCCGGGGGGGUGUAUUAGUCCGAUGUCGACUGCUGAGAGGAGCUUUCUGGAUUUAGAUGAUGAGUAG